Messenger RNA from Equus caballus (horse), 6284 nucleotides. It is a transcript of the gene SAMD8, whose product is annotated as sterile alpha motif domain containing 8. Gene Ontology annotation, biological process: ceramide biosynthetic process. The record is from RefSeq and is a predicted model, not a curated record. NCBI's taxonomy places the organism in Eukaryota, Metazoa, Chordata, Mammalia, Perissodactyla, Equidae. Gene Ontology annotation, cellular component: Golgi membrane; endoplasmic reticulum membrane; plasma membrane. Gene Ontology annotation, molecular function: sphingomyelin synthase activity; ceramide cholinephosphotransferase activity; protein binding.
AACUGGGCUUUUUUCCCAUAUUGUUUGUGUACUUUUUGGUUGUUUCAGGUGGGAGGGUAAUCUGGUUCCUCUUAUUAUAUCUUGGUCAGAAGCAGAAGUCCUUUUCACUGAUAAUUCGUUCAUAUUAAUUAUUGGUUAAAGCUGAAAGUGUUCAUAAACAUUUGCUAACCUAAUUUCUUCAUUUUUGGAUUCGUGUGAAAUCUAUAGCUGUCAUAUUCUUUGUUCAAAAUCUCCUAUUCCCUGUAGUUUCUCUAGUAUAUCAAAAAUAUUGUCGGCCCUAAAGCCUUUUAUCACCUUUUAAUAUACCUCUUUAAUGCAGAUCUUCACAGCGUUAGCUAAAUAUAGGCCUCUGACUAUAUGUGGUAGAAUACUAUUACAGUACAUGCCCUGACCUGCUGAAGCACAACCCUGGAAUGUGUCAUGUUUUUAGGGCAUUGCCACAGCAGGCUCAAACACUUCCAUGGGCUACCUGUAUGAUAACUCAUUUUCUAGCAGCUAAAACACCCUUUUCAAAGCCUGUUUGUUAGCCUGAUUGAGGGUGUAAAGAACUGGUAAUGUAAGACCAAAAAAAAAAAAGAAGAAGAUGAAAAAGGAGAUCAUUUUGAGCAGUGUGUGAGAUGAAACUAUACUGAAGAAUAAUGCUACAAGGAUGGGAGUGACUUGGAACCCAUUGUUGGCAGUGGAGGAGGAAAUGGCCAGUCCUAAUCAACUCUGCAUUCGCCGCUGGACAACUAAGCAUGUAGCUGUUUGGCUAAAGGAUGAAGGCUUUUUUGAAUACGUGGACAUUUUAUGCAAUAAGCACCGACUUGAUGGAAUCACCUUGCUAACAUUGACUGAGUAUGAUCUCCGGUCUCCCCCUUUGGAAAUCAAAGUCUUAGGGGACAUUAAGAGGUUAAUGCUUUCAGUCCGAAAAUUGCAGAAAAUACAUAUUGAUGUUUUAGAAGACAUGGGAUACAACAGUGACAGUCCCAUGGGUUCUAUGACCCCUUUCAUCAGUGUUCUUCAGAGUGCAGAGUGGCUCUGUAAUGGGGAGCCUUCACAUGACUGUGAUGGACCCAUCACUGAUUUGAAUUCUGAUCAGUACCAGUAUAUGAAUGGUAAAAACAAACAUUCUGUUCGAAGAUUGGACCCAGAGUACUGGAAGACCAUAUUGAGUUGUAUAUAUGUUUUUAUAGUAUUCGGGUUUACAUCUUUCAUUAUGGUAAUAGUCCACGAGCGAGUGCCUGACAUGCAGACCUAUCCUCCACUCCCAGAUAUUUUCUUAGACAGCGUUCCUAGAAUCCCGUGGGCUUUUGCCAUGACAGAAGUAUGUGGCAUGAUUCUGUGCUAUAUUUGGCUCCUGGUUCUUCUUCUUCACAAGCACAGGUCAAUACUUCUGCGAAGGCUCUGUAGUCUGAUGGGCACUGUUUUCUUGCUUCGCUGCUUUACCAUGUUUGUGACCUCCCUCUCCGUGCCAGGACAGCACCUGCAGUGUACUGGAAAGAUAUAUGGCAGCGUAUGGGAGAAACUACACCGGGCUUUUGCCAUUUGGAGUGGCUUUGGUAUGACCCUAACUGGUGUUCACACCUGUGGAGAUUAUAUGUUCAGUGGCCACACAGUCGUCCUAACUAUGCUGAAUUUCUUUGUCACUGAAUAUACACCAAGAAGCUGGAAUUUCUUGCACACUUUAUCCUGGGUUCUCAACCUCUUUGGAAUCUUCUUCAUUUUGGCUGCCCACGAACAUUAUUCCAUUGAUGUAUUUAUUGCCUUUUAUAUCACAACAAGACUCUUUUUGUACUACCAUACUCUAGCCAAUACCAGAGCUUAUCAGCAGAGUAGGAGAGCGAGAAUUUGGUUUCCCAUGUUUUCUUUUUUUGAGUGCAAUGUUAAUGGUACAGUACCUAAUGAAUAUUGUUGGCCAUUUUCAAAACCAGCAAUAAUGAAAAGACUAAUUGGAUGAAACUAUCUUUGUAAUGGGUUCAUGAUUAAAUAUACAGUAGAUGUUGAAAGUGAAUAACUUUGCUUUCUCCCCCUAGGUUGUUCUGAAUGCCUUACUUUUUGGCUUAUGUGUUGACAAAGUAAACUUCUGAGCAAGGCUGUGAUUAUAGAAAGCAAGAUAAAACAAUCAAGAGUCCUUACAUAAUCUGUUUGAACAGAAAGCUUAAGUAAAUGUUUUCUGCCCCUUCUCUUUAGGCAGACAAUGUUGUGAUUGAAAUUAGGCUGUUACCCUUACCUGUUGAGUAUUUGCUUAUUGAACUUAACUAAAUCAACUUAAGCAAUUUGUUGAUUGAAAGAUUUUUUUUUUUUGAUUUCUAGUAGGACUCUAGUCUUUUUGAAGUUCCUUGUUAUCUUCAAAGGAAAACCCUACCAAGUGAGCAGUACUUAUUCUUUGAACUAAUCUCUGUGUCUUCUUUAAAAAUGUAAGUCUGAAAAGUGAUCCAUUUUACUAACAAAUAAUUUUUGCCUUCUGAACCAUCUUUAAGAAAAGUUUACUGAACAUACUAGAAUGCCUGAAACAAGAAGAAAAUGAAAGGGGCCAUACACGAGGUGACAAAGUACAAAUAUAUAUAGUGCUGGCAUUUUUCACCAAAGAUGCAACAAAAGAUGCAGUUUCUGUUUUGUUCUGAGGUUCAGUAUUACCAUCAGUAAGUAUUCAUGAGGGAAAAAUGGCUGCAUCUAUAAAAAUAAAAUAGGCUUAAUUUUAGUGAUGUAGAUUCCUGGAAUAACUUGUGCUAUAGAUGUUAGUUAGACAGAUGACAGCCCAAUUUUAUGCUUUUCAGUGAUGUUAUUUAAUAAGCAAAAUAGUGGAGUGUUUUAUCAGAUGUUAGAUAAAAUUCUUAUGUGUUUAAGUCGGGAGGUAUGCAUGCAAAGAAUAUCUUUUCUCUUUCUGAAAAGAAAUUUAUAACAGCUUGCAGGCAUAAUAUAACUUUUUGGUUUUUGAAAUUUCUCAUUCUUGGCCAUGCAAAGUAAGCAGUUGCAGACAUAUUUGGAUAUGAAAAGGUUUUGUUUUUUAUUUUUAAAUACAACGUGUACAUACAUUCUUUUUAGUCUUAAUUUGGCAGUCAGGAAGUGAUAUAACUUAGUUGCUGUUUACAACACUAGAAAUUUGAUACCUUAAGUAAUUUGACCUCUUUGGUAACAUUUGUCACUUUUAAUGAUUUUCUAUAGUAGUUAUGACAAUAGGAUGGUUAUGGAAUUGAAAUUUGAACCCCAGUGGAUGAGCUUUGCUACUUGGAAUAUUAAUCGUAGUUUUUACAUUCCAUUUUAAAACAAGGAGUUAGAAAAGGUACUGGCAUUUGAGGUUUAAAAUUAAGCCACUUAGCAGAAGCUUGCUCCUUAGAUGGGUGAAAUAUUCUAUUUUUGCACCUUGAGUCACAUCACCACCCCUGUAUAAGUUAGAGAUGAACCUGAAUGGAUUGGGCAGGAAAGGAAUAUUAUACAAACGAGUUUCAGCCAGUGCUGAGUGACCUCAAUAUGAGUCUACUCUGAACAUUAUUUUUUAUUUCUCACUUGAAAAAUGGCACAAGGCAAGUCAAGUUUUAUUAUGCUUUUAAAUCUCAUUCUUCAGAAUCUUAUAGUAUCUUAAAUUGUUGAUUCUGUUACAUGCUAGGGACAAAAUGCCAACAUUUCAUCUAAGGAAGUUGCAUAAUCAUGAAGGGUGAAGGAUGUUUCCUAUGCCAGUUAGAGUAGUUUGGCCCUUGAGGUUAAAAGAUGUGUUCUUGCCACUUUUCAAACCAAAUGACAGAAUGGGACUGAAUUUACCUAGAAGGGACUGAUGCUGGCUUUUGGGAAAAUGUUUGACAAAAAUCUAUGGCAACAUUAAUUCAAGAAUGUUAAAUAGCGACUUAAUGGCAAAUUUCCUAACGUCAGUCUUCUUUCCUUCAUAUGGAUUCUAUUCUAGAACAAAAUAGAAAAAAAAAAUUGCAGCUAACUUUGCAGAGCUAUUGACAUUAAGAGUGCCUAACAGCAGACUGCAAUGAGGAUUGUAAAAUAACUUUUCAGCCUUGCGUUAUCAUAUCUGUUUUGAGGAAAAGGUAAGCUAGAUUUAUAAUUUAUUGUUACACCUAUUACAAGGUAGUGUUUAUAUAAAUUGAUCAUCUCCAAGUCCCUUUUUGGAAAACUUUGAGACAAAAUUCUUUUCUGUGUUUUUUUAAAAUAUGAAACCUAUAUUUUAGUCACUUUUUGUUUUGUCCAGAAAUUUCCAGAUUUGUCUUUGUAUUUUUUCCUUGUUAAAAUCUAAACCAUAGUGAAGAUAGUAUUUACAUUUACAUUUUGGGUGUGAAUGUGGCUAGGUAGAGAAGCUACAUGCCUUCUAUCUACAUAUUUUUUGACCGUGUAUUAGGUUUUACAGUUGCAGACUGGUGAGAGGCUUACAUCGUUAAACAUUAAGAGCUCAGAAGGAACUAAGAAGGUUUUUGGUUUGGGGAUGCAAACUGGAAGUUAUAUUGAAAGUUCUCGAUGCAUUUUCUCUGCUCCUGGGGGCAACAUUGCCUUUUUUUUUUUAAGACCAUGCAAGGCAGUGUUACUAAAGGGUAAUUGGAGUUCAUAGGGAGUGGGAGGUUUUGAAGAAGGCGAGUUUGCUAUUAUCACCAAGUAAUUUGGGAUAAUUUUUGGCCAUGCUGCAGAUGUCUCAACAUGGCUGUGAUCUCCAUAGUUCUCUGUGGUAUUUUUACGCUAGCAAUUCAUUCUGAACUACUGGUUUGUCUGAAGGUAGCCAAGCAAUGUGGUCAUAUCUUCCAUAUGCUGAGUCUGUUUAUUAGUAUCCUUUUAAAUCAGUAAGCAAUGAGCUUAGCCUUAGAACCAGUCAGUUAAACAAGUGUAGACUGUUCACAAGAAAAAACCCAGUGACUGAGAGACCUGCUGGUAGUGUAACUGUGACACUACAAGUGACAUUCUUCUCUGUCCUGUACCUGCUGUUACUUAGAAUUCCAAAAAUCUUAUCAUUUGUAAGUGGAGAACAGAGGAGCCAAAUCCUUUUAUAGCUGAUACGAAACAGUCUGUUUUAAGUACAUCUGUUUAGAAAGUGUUAUUUAUAUAUUCAAAGUCAUAUAACACUAACCUGCUUUGACUGCAUUCAGCAAAAGGCAGUUUCAUCAUUAGUUUCAUAGUAAACUUUUUUGAAGGAUUCUAGUUCCAAAAUGCCUGAAAACAUUAACCAUAUUCUUGUUUUAAACUCUAGGAUCUAAUAAAUUUAAUUCUUUGAUAGUCUUUUUGUAGAUUUAAGUUACCCCUUACUAAAAGUAAUUAUAGUAAUAGUCAUUUGUCAGUUCUUUAAGGUAUUGAGGCAUUUGAGACAAGAAAGCUCUCUUAGAAUAGUCCAAUAGCUUUCUUCAAUGGUAUUGGUUUCAUUUAGAUAGUUUCAAAGCCAGCAAAGCAUGUUAGUUUUAAGGCCAACAUUAUUUGGCAGUUAAAAUAGUUUGCAUUUGUAAAAAGUUUAGCCUGAUUACCCUUGCUAUCUCUGUAGAGAAUUGUUAGUAUCAUCAAAAACAGAUUGCUUCAGGUGACCCUUGAGAAAGGAAAGAGGUUGAAGGUUUUUUUCCCUCUCUGUCUUUGAGUGGCUUUGAAUGACUGAAAUUAUCAUGGAAGUAGGUUUUGGUCCCCCUCUUAUCUACCUCUCACCCCCAGCAAAUGCCAACAAUAUCAGGUAACUAAAAUGUGGCUUACUGCUUUGCAUCAAGGUCACUAAAAAUAUCUAUGAAAUCUGUAAGUCAUAAUUCAGCUACCAAUAAAGUUGGUUUUUAGAAUAUGUUCUACCCUAAAUUAACCAAAAGACUUUUUAUUCAGUGUACUCUAUGUUUAAAUAUAAGGAAGCUUUGUGCCUAAUAUGGAGGGAGAAGGAAUGUUGUGUUAAUUUCAUUGUUAUUUCAGGUCUGUUUCAAUCUGAACUACUGGGUUGUCUGAAGAUAGCCAAGCAAUGUUAUCAGUUAGUAAUGUCAUCUUAAAAAUGCUUAAUUUUAGUAACUAUUUGUUCAGAGAUUGUUAGAUUGUUAGGACAAUUGAAGUAUUUCUGAUACAGAACAAAGAAAGUAGAAACUGGUACUUACUGGGGAAAGCAAAAUUGGCAUGGACUAAAAUGGGCAUGUUUUGUUUAAGAAUUCUACCUAAAUGUCACCUUAUCUACACAAAACUAGUAUUACUUGAAGAUGUGAAAGUUCCUGUGGUAGUGAUACCUUGAAGCACAGUAUUGUAUAUAAGUAAAUAUCUUGAUUCUAAAUUAUAUCCAGAUUUAACUAAUAUAUAUUAUUUUAUAUCUUUGUUGUAUUAAAAUGUUUAAAAACACUAAAAAUAAAACAUUUGAAAGCUGG